ACAGACCAUAAGCAACUUCACUCCUCAGCUCCAGCUUCACACCACUUUCUGAUCGGUCCAACAACAACUGGAUCUACAACUGCUCCACCAGCAUCCAGCAACAUUUCGAAGAAACACAUCAAUAAGAUGGGAAAACAAAAUAUCUGCUUUUUAACUGCUUGGAUAAUUUUGGGAAAAAUCUUUGCAACUUUUUCUUCAGACCUUGAAUCCAACACCACCGCUUUUGCAAACGAGACAGUCACCAUUGAUCAACUGCUGAAUACCACUGAAUGGCUCACCGACUACACCGACAUCGUGUCCAAGUUCUCCCUGCGCACCGCAGACACCCCGGAUGAUGACAUGUGUUACAUAGUACCCGGGAGGCCGGAAACCAUCAAGGAGUGCAACUUUAAUCCAGAAACACAGACCUUCAUUGUGAUACACGGCUGGACGGUAACAGGGAUGUUUGAGAGCUGGGUGCCCAAGCUGGUGUCUGCUCUGUACGACCGUGUGCCCACUGCUAAUGUGAUUGUGGUGGACUGGCUGACCCGAGCCAAUCAGCACUACCCGACCUCUGCCGCCUACACCAAACUAGUGGGUCGUGAUGUCGCCAAGUUUGUUACCUGGAUACAAAACGAGCUGCAGUUGCCCUGGGACAGAGUUCAUCUGCUGGGUUAUAGUCUGGGAGCGCAUGUUGCUGGAAUUGCCGGAGACCUUACCAACCACAAAAUCAGCCGGAUCACAGGUCUGGAUCCCGCCGGCCCCACGUUCGAGCAUGCGGAUGAACAGAGCACACUGUCCCGAGGCGAUGCCCAGUUUGUGGAUGUCCUGCACACCAACACCAGGGGCUCCCCGGACCGCAGUAUCGGCAUCCAGAGACCAGUGGGUCACAUAGAUAUUUACCCCAACGGAGGCACCUUCCAGCCAGGCUGCGACAUCCAGAACACUUUGAUGGGAAUUGCAUUAGAAGGAAUCAAAGGCCUCCAAAAUAUGGACCAGCUUGUCAAAUGCUCCCACGAGCGCUCCAUCCACCUGUUCAUCGACUCUCUGCUGAACAUUGAGCAGCAGAGCGUGGCCUUCCGAUGCAACUCCAAAGACACCUUCAACAAGGGAAUGUGCCUCAGCUGCAGGAAGAACCGCUGCAACAAGAUCGGCUACAAUGUGAAAAAAGUCCGCACGGCCCGCAGCACAAGGAUGUACCUCAAGACUCGUGGAAUGAUGCCUUUCAAAGUUUUCCACUACCAGGUGAAGGCACAUUUCUUCAGCCAGAACCAGCAGAGCUUCACGGAGCAGCCAAUGAAGAUUUCCCUGUAUGGAACAAAUGGAGAGAAGGAAGAUAUUGCUUUUGUUCUACCAUCCCUGAACAGUAACACCACUCAAUCCUUCCUCAUCACCACCGACACGGAUAUCGGAGACCUGAUGAUCGUGAAGCUGCGCUGGGAGCGGGAUGCGUUCAUCAGCUGGUCAAACUGGUGGGGCAGCACCAAGUUCAACAUCCGAAAACUUCGCAUCAAGUGUGGAGAGACUCAGUCCAAGGUGAUCUUUACUGCAAAGGACGGAGAGUUUGUUGACCUCACUAGGGGAGGAGAGAACGCCGUCUUUGUCAAGUCAAAGGAAGACAACCAGAGCCGUAAAGAAAAACUGGCGAACAAGCUUAAAACGAAGGGCAGCCUCUUUGGGCAGCAGGACGCUUGAAGUUGCACUCAAACACCCACCGCGCGUAUCAUCUGUCCCUUCACACGUAGCCAAAGAUGGGCAGCGCACAGCAACGCUGGGAAAGUCUUCGCAAAUAACUGGACACAUAUGAGAUUUGCUGUGUUUUUUUCUUCUUCUCCUGCUCUUCUUGUAUUUACUGAACUUCCCGUGCAACCAACUUAACCUCAUCCACAGUGCUAGAAAUCCCGCUGCUGAAGCAGGUUUCUUCUUGAUGAUGUGCUGACAUUUUUAAGUAGCUUGAACUGCUUUGUAAUCAUUAUUUUUGCUUUUUGUAUCCUAUAUGUACUGUUUAUACCGACUUUGAUAUACUUGCAAUGACAGAAGCGAUGUGUUUUCUGAGCCUUUGUGAACUUGGAUUAUUAUUGAUGUUUAAAUAAUCCAGAGUGAUAGGCAUAAUUUAGGCACAUCUUUGUUCGUUUUUAUGUUUUUUAAAUGUCCAAAGUGAUUAUUUUGUGCCCAACAUUUGUCUUUACUUAACCACUAAUUGCCAACAAUCAACAGGGACCAAAGAAGCAUUUACAGUCUACUGAAUGGAGAAUCACAGUGGUCUUUGUAAAUACCUUAAUCAGUAUCUUUUCAAAUAUGAGCUACAUGGUAAUAUCUGA
This is a messenger RNA of Oreochromis niloticus (Nile tilapia), 2300 nucleotides long. It is a transcript of the gene lpla, whose product is annotated as lipoprotein lipase a. NCBI's taxonomy places the organism in Eukaryota, Metazoa, Chordata, Actinopteri, Cichliformes, Cichlidae. Gene Ontology annotation, biological process: lipid catabolic process; very-low-density lipoprotein particle remodeling. The record is from RefSeq and is marked provisional. Gene Ontology annotation, molecular function: apolipoprotein binding; lipoprotein lipase activity.